AUGUCCUGGAACCCAUUCACGAAAGUCCACUUCUACAGUGCCCUCCCACUCUCGAACCCAGCCGGGUCUUCGGAAAAAUGGCGACUCCCACGAAACGGCGCGGUCACCUCCCGGUUGAAAAGGGCUAUGUGCAGGUUCAUGAUCAUUCUUGCUUCGGUUACCGUCUUAACCGCCGGAUUCUCACUAGUUACUAUCCGCCAUUCUACAAGUCGAGCGAUCGCGAAGGCUACAGCUGUAGCGGAGAAGCCGAGGUGGGAGGGUUUCACGCUGCUGGAAGGGUAUUAUUCUGGGCUGGGGAGGCUGGUGAGGGGCGGUAGGCGGGAAUAUCCCCCUAUGGGGAUUACGGGGGCUGCCGGGAGCCAGGAGACUUUGAAGGAAGUGAAAAGUGUGGUCUUCAAUCCUUAUCCCGAUUUCGGGUCGAAGGAGUAUAAGAGUACUUGGCAGGGGGCGCAUGAAGAGUGUUCCUACGGGGUGGAUCUGUCGGGGAAAAAGAGGGGUAGGCCGGAGGUUAGAACUUUCGAAGGCAUUCCCGAAGGCAUGGGCAUUGGCGAUUUCCGUGGUGGAGGUGUAGGCUAAUGGGAGCGCCUUAGGUAUGCCAGCAGCUGUAUUCGGGAGCCAUUCCCUAUUGGGAUUGAAGGAUGAUUUAUGCUUCGAUCGAUAUGGGCGAUACGGAACUUAUGGCUACGGAUACAGCAAGGAGAAUGGUGGUCUGGGCGUAGCAGAGUAUGAUGGGGGCAUAACAGAUGGAGAUGAGACUGGGUGGGGCCGGGGCAGUAUGCCCGUAAAAGCGAUCGACUGGCGAGGGAUUGACUGGGGGGAGUUACAAAGGGAAUGCGUUGAGAAGAACAAAGAUCGCUUCAGCACAUCGGACCAGGGGGAUCUGGACCCGGAGGGGGUUUUGGCGGAGAGCGUGCACUCAUCCAACAGACGCUCCGGGAGAUCCGACGGGAAGAAGCCUCACGCUCGAGCCGCUAUACUACUGAGAACAUGGGCCGGUUACGAGUAUAAACCUAGCGAUAUGGCUUCUAUCCGAUCGCUCAUCUCAGAAUUAAGCCUCAAUUCUGGCGGUGAAUUCACCGUCUACCUCCUCGUCCAUGUCAAGGACAACGAGCUUCCAAUCUGGGCCUCCAAAAAGCUUUACGAAAAGACACUACGGGAGAGUGUCCCUGAGGAAUUCUGGGGAAUAGCGGAGCUCUGGAACGAAAGCAUGAUGGGAGCGAUCUAUAACAACUUGAAGGAUAACACCUUCCGUGGCAAUCGACUUCACGGGGUCUACAGAUCUAGUUUCUUUCCGGUUCAAGAGUUUGCAUAUCGUCAUCCUGAAUUCGACUUUGUAUGGAAUUGGGAGAUGGAUGUGAGAUAUAUCGGGCAUUUCUACGAGCUGUUCUCCGGAAUGGACGCUUGGGCUGCUAAACAACCACGGAAGCAUCUCUGGGAGCGUAAUGAGCGGUACUACAUCCCUUCCAUCCACGGUAACUGGGCAAACUUCUCCUCGGCGGUAGCAGCAAAAUCUCCGGAACCAAUAUGGGGACCUGUUCCAGUGGAGGGCGUCAAAAUAUUUCCAGCGGAUCCGGAGCCCCCCUUCCUGACCCCGGAGGAAGACACGGAGUCCACGUGGGGGGUAGGCGAGCCAGCUGAUCUCAUAUCAUUAAACCCGAUUUUUGACCCGGAAGAUGCGACCUGGUUCCUCUCUGGCGAUAGUACUGGCUAUGGGUUCCCCAUCGAGGACACGUCCCCUAAAGGCCCACCACGCCGUACCGCCAUUAUAGCCGUCGCUAGGCUUUCCCGAAAACUUCUCAUGAGGAUGCAUGCUGAAAACGCCCUUCAUGGCCACGCCAUGUGCUCGGAAAUGUGGCCACCAUCGGUUGCGCUGCAGCAUGGGCUUAAAGCUGUUUUUGCACCGCACCCUCUGUUCGUCGAUAGAGCCUGGCCACUAAAGUACCUUGAAAGGACGUUCAACGGUGGUCCAAAGGGAAGUACUGGCGGGAGGGGUAGCGUUUUCGGGAAGGGGGAGCACAACUUUCAGGGAACAAGCUGGUACUAUAACGCACAGUUCGCCUCAACGCUUUGGAAACGGUGGGUUGGGGUGGAGGUAGAUGGCGCGGGGGGUGAAAAGUUCGAAAGCGUACAGGGCAGAAUGUGCCUGAGGAGCAUGCUCUUACAUCCGAUCAAGGGUAUGGAGGUUUGA
Messenger RNA from Tuber aestivum (summer truffle), 2188 nucleotides. The record is from the annotation of a GenBank genome assembly. Lineage: Eukaryota; Fungi; Ascomycota; Pezizomycetes; Pezizales; Tuberaceae.